CAGCUCCUUAAUAACCCUAGUUCCAGAGCCAAAUAAUUCAUAGCUUCCUGACUUUGAUUUCCAAGCAGGGGCAGACUGACAACUCAUGGGGCCCCCGGUCAAUAGGGGAUCAUGGGGCCCCUGUGUCCUUGGCCAAACUCAAAAAAGUCUAUAAAAAAGGUACCAGGGGCAUCUCAUGGGGACCCCGGGCCCUCGGGCAGUGCCCGAGUUUCCAAAUGGUCAGUCGGCCCUGUUUCCAAG
Molecule: messenger RNA, 240 nt
Organism: Staurois parvus
Lineage: Eukaryota; Metazoa; Chordata; Amphibia; Anura; Ranidae
Source: the annotation of a GenBank genome assembly